ACCUUCACACUAGAAAUCGUGGUUGUGUUAUUCCCAAAAUGACUUCUCUUCACAUAUUGCCUCUACUCUGUCUCCUCUCUACCAUCACCUUCACUUCAUCAUCCAACCCCAACACCAUAACCAUUCCUCUCUCUCCUCUAUCCACCAAACACCCUUCUUCAGACCCAUUCGAAACCCUCAAACUCCUAGCUUCUAACUCUAUAACCAGAGCACAUAACCUCAAAAACCACAAAUCCCACGUCCUCAAAACCUCACUUCACCCAAAAAGUUAUGGAGGAUACUCCAUUGACCUCAAAUUCGGAACCCCCCCACAAACCUCCUCUUUCGUUUUGGACACUGGAAGCACCCUCGUUUGGCUCCCAUGCUCCUCUCACUACCUAUGCUCCAAAUGCAACUCCUUCCCAAACACAACGCCCAAUUUCAUCCCCAAAAACUCUUCAUCUUCGAAGCUCGUAGGUUGCACCAACCCCAAAUGCGCGUGGGUUUUCGGCCCCAACGUUCAAUCGCGUUGCCAAACCCAAAACUCCCGAACUUGCCCUCCUUACACCGUCCAAUACGGCAUGGGCUCAACCGCCGGUUUCUUACUCUCGGAAAAUCUCAAUUUUCCCGGGAAAACCGUCGCCGAUUUUCUCCUCGGCUGCUCCAUCGUGUCCAUUUACCAACCCGCCGGAAUCGCCGGGUUUGGUCGUGGCCCUGAGUCGGUGCCGUCGCAGAUGAAUCUCACGAGAUUCUCCUACUGUUUACCGUCUCACCGGUUUGACGACUCGUCGGAGAGCAGCGACCUCGUCUUGCGAAUUGGGUCCUCCGGCGACGGAAAAACUAACGGCGUCAGCUACACGCCGUUGGAGAAAAACCCGUCAUCGACGAAGAAUCCAGCUUUUGAGGUUUACUACUACCUUACCGUUAAGAAGAUCGUGGUUGGAGAGAAGCGAGUGAGGGUUCCGAGGAGGUUAUUGGAGAUAGAUGUCAACGGUAACGGUGGGUCCAUUGUGGACUCGGGCUCAACCUUCACGUUCAUGGAGAGGCCCAUUUUCGAUUUGGUGGCCCAAGAGUUUGAGAAGCAAGUGAAUUACACAAGGGCUAGGGAGGUGGAGAAGGAAUCGGGGUUGAGUCCGUGUUUUGUGGUGUCUGGAGGAGAAACGGCGUCGUUUCCGGGACUCACUUUUCAGUUCAGGGGUGGCGCCAAGAUGAGGUUGCCGGCAACCAAUUAUUUUUCAUUGGUGGAGAAAUCUGACGUGGCGUGUUUGACCAUCGUGUCUGAUGACGUGGCGGGUCCCGGCGUGGCGGGUGGACCGGCUGUGAUAUUGGGGAACUAUCAGCAGCAGAAUUUCUACGUGGAGUUCGACUUGGAAAACCAGAGGUUUGGGUUUCGGACUCAGGGCUGCAAAACAAGCGUUUAG
This is a messenger RNA of Abrus precatorius (Indian licorice), 1400 nucleotides long. RefSeq names its product probable aspartyl protease At4g16563. Lineage: Eukaryota; Viridiplantae; Streptophyta; Magnoliopsida; Fabales; Fabaceae. Gene Ontology annotation, biological process: proteolysis. Gene Ontology annotation, molecular function: aspartic-type endopeptidase activity. Gene Ontology annotation, cellular component: extracellular region. The coding region runs from base 39 to 1400 and encodes 453 amino acids. The record is from RefSeq and is a predicted model, not a curated record. The transcript has a single exon.